CAACAUAAGAAAGGCGCUCCUGGAACGGGAAGGUUUCUUACACCCCAAAGAAGAGGUCAAGAAAGAACACCCAGCCUCAGCCUGCUGAAAGGCAUUCAGGAUGGAACUGUGGGCCUGUGUUUUCCUGGCAUUUGCUGCUGCUGCUGCUGCUUCGUCUGCAUACUGGGAGAAGGACCCCACACUCAACAGGCACUGGGAGCUUUGGAAGAAAAAGUAUGGCAAAACAUACAAAAAUGAGAAAGAGGAAGAUGGUCGACGUAUGACUUGGGAAAGGAAUCUGCAGUUUAUCAUGUUGCAUAACCUCGAACAUUCACUGGGGUUACAUUCCUAUGAACUUGGCAUGAAUCAUCUGGGGGAUAUGACCAGCGAGGAGGUGACUGCUAUGUUGACUGGGUUGAAAGUUCCUGACUCGCGCAUGCACAAUUCAACAUAUUAUGUGUCAAGUCUGGGAGUCCUCCCCGACACUGUAGACUGGAGGGAGAAAGGGUGUGUCACAGAUGUUAAGAACCAGGGUUCAUGUGGUUCAUGUUGGGCCUUUAGUGCUGUUGGGGCCCUGGAAGGCCAGCUAAAACUCAAAACAGGCAAACUGGUGUCUCUCAGUGCACAAAACCUUGUUGACUGCUCCAGUAAGUAUGGAAACCAUGGGUGCAAUGGAGGCUACAUGGAGGUUGCCUUCCAGUAUAUCAUAGGGAACAAAGGCAUUGAUUCGGAAGCUUCCUACCCAUAUGAAGCCAAGGUUGGAACGUGUCACUACGACCCCUCUGCACGAGCUGCUACCUGCUCUAAAUAUGUUCCUCUCCCAUUUGGGGAUGAAGCUGCCCUGAAGGAUGCUGUAGCCAAUAUUGGCCCUGUAUCAGUUGGUAUAAAUGCAAGUCUAAAGUCAUUCUUCCUGUAUAAGCGAGGUGUAUAUGACGAUCCACAGUGUUCUCAGUAUAUAAAUCAUGGAGUCGUCGUAAUUGGAUAUGGAACAGAAGAAGGCAAAGAAUAUUGGCUUGUGAAGAAUAGCUGGGGUACAAGUUUUGGCGAUGAAGGAUUCAUUAAAAUUGCAAGGAAUCAUGGGAAUCGCUGUGGCAUUGCCAGCCAGUGCUCCUAUCCACUAAUCUAGAGAGGAUUUCCAGAUCACAAUGGAUUGUUCGUCACUGAAAGAACAGCCCAUUAGGCAACUAAUCUUAAAAAAUCAAACUGCUGUUUUAAGAAGAGUGAUUGGUCUCCAAAGGCGAGGUUUUCCUGUCAGCUCCACCUGGUAGAUCUGAGACAAACAGCCAAAAUGAUGAUUUAUCCUGGUUUAUCUUGGUAUUUGCUAAGCAUCCCCUGGGCACUGUGGGGCUUAAUCAGUUAAUAAUGUAAUGUCUGUAGUCCUGCUCUGAACAACCCAAGCUUUAUGUAAUUGCUGGAUAGUAUCACUGUUACAACCUCAAGGUAUGUUGGAAUAAAGGCUGUGUCAGGUAAACACAGAAACAAACAAAAA
Molecule: messenger RNA, 1468 nt
Organism: Lacerta agilis (Sand lizard)
Lineage: Eukaryota; Metazoa; Chordata; Lepidosauria; Squamata; Lacertidae
Gene: CTSS
Product: cathepsin S
Exons: 8
Coding region: 101-1105 (334 amino acids)
Biological process (GO): immune response
Cellular component (GO): lysosome
Molecular function (GO): cysteine-type endopeptidase activity
Source: RefSeq, a predicted model, not a curated record